This is a messenger RNA of Glarea lozoyensis ATCC 20868, 336 nucleotides long. RefSeq lists its product as uncharacterized. Bases 1 to 336 code for a protein of 111 amino acids. Lineage: Eukaryota; Fungi; Ascomycota; Leotiomycetes; Helotiales; Helotiaceae. The record is from RefSeq and is a predicted model, not a curated record. The transcript has 2 exons.
AUGAAGUUCACCUACGUAGCUACGGCUUUCUUUGCUGGCAUUGUUGCAGCUGCUCCAAUUGCCACCGAGAAGCGCACAGAGGAGGUUGCCGAGCCCACCGUUGAUGAAAUUGCCGCUGCUCUCUACAAAGGAUGGACCGUUGCUGUCCCACCUAAGGCAAAACGCGCAGAGGAGGUUGCCGAGCCUACUGUUGAUGAGAUUGCUGCUGCUCUCUACAAGGGAUGGACCGUUGCUGUCCCACCUAAGGCAAAACGCGCAGAGGAGGUUACCGAGCCUACUGUUGAUGAGAUUGCUGCUGCUCUGUACAAGGGAUGGACUGUUGCUGUUCCACCUUAG